Messenger RNA from Pseudocercospora fijiensis CIRAD86, 303 nucleotides. RefSeq lists its product as uncharacterized. The coding region runs from base 1 to 303 and encodes 100 amino acids. The record is from RefSeq and is a predicted model, not a curated record. The transcript has 3 exons. Lineage: Eukaryota; Fungi; Ascomycota; Dothideomycetes; Mycosphaerellales; Mycosphaerellaceae.
AUGCGGACGAAAGACCUUCGCUGCUGGGUAUAUCUGUCGAGCUCGAUUAUUCUAUACCAGGGUAGUCGGUUCGCAGAUCGCCAAGGCAACUUUGCUCUUUGCACCCUCUUGGUUGGAAUCCUCAUCUUUGGAGUCAUACCAGUAUCGGCAUCCUCUAACACUGAUAUUCCGUUCUGCGGAACGCGGAAAGUUGCCAAGUAUACCACAGUUCUACGCCUAGCUACCCCUGAGUCAGCAUCCAGGGAUCUUGUCUACGGAGCUACACCUCGAUUAAGCGAGAUGGCGGACGGCGGUGAUCCCUGA